GCACAGAAGGUACUCACAGGUACACACUGUACCUGAGACUAUGUAUUAUUUAUUGAAACUGAGCUCUGCAUUUCUCUUUAUCUUCUGGACAGCCCUGGAGCCGGGCGCCUUCUAAAAUGGAUGCCACCAGCAGCUAACCUAAAAAGGUCUCCUAAGUGCUACUUGCUUUCACUAUUUUUCUACCUAAGUAAUUGUAAGCUAUUGCUAGCAGGCUUUUUAUUAAAGCUUGGGGAGUAAUUGGGAAUUGCAACUGAGCAGCUGAAGGAGGAAUUACUCUGUGAUUUUUUGGACAUUUCUACAUGCAUUCAAGUUCUAAUGUUUAAGGAAGUACUCCACUCUGUAUUUUGCGGCUCUAUAGAAGAUACUCAUGUUGCAGCUUCUGUCUCCACAUACUGAGUAAUUAUAGUAGUGAGUUGGUAUGUGUGUGUUCACAUGCUUAGUACCGAGAAGAAAAAUGGGUUACCUGACGGUAAUCUUCAUUGCUGCUUAUGAUGGCUGUGUCUGGCAAACCAGGGAACUUUUUGCAUUUGGGUAACAAAGCCAUUUGGAACAUACUCCAUUGGAUUUUCCGUGUUGGUGAAACUGUUGCUGGCCACCUCAGUUCUGCAUGUUGCCAUGCUAAAGACACCUAAGGGUAAAAAUGUCUCCUGGGGUUCGGCAGACUCCUACACCAGCCGUCCGUCCGAUUCAGAUGUGUCUGUGGAGGAAGAUCGGGAGGCAGUGCGCAGAGAAGCCGAGCGGCAGGCCCAGGCACAGUUGGAAAAAGCAAAGACAAAGCCCGUUGCAUUUGCGGUACGGACAAAUGUCAGCUACAGUGCAGCCCAUGAAGAUGAUGUUCCAGUGCCGGGCAUGGCCAUCUCAUUCGAGGCAAAAGAUUUCCUGCAUGUUAAGGAAAAAUUUAACAACGACUGGUGGAUAGGGCGAUUGGUUAAAGAAGGCUGUGAAAUCGGAUUCAUUCCAAGCCCAGUCAAACUAGAAAAUAUGAGGCUACAGCAUGAACAGAGAGCCAAGCAAGGGAAAUUCUACUCCAGUAAAUCGGGAGGAAAUUCAUCAUCCAGUUUGGGUGACAUAGUACCUAGUUCCAGAAAAUCCACCCCACCAUCCUCUGCUAUAGACAUAGAUGCUACUGGCUUAGAGGCAGAAGAAAAUGAUAUUCCAGCAAACCACCGCUCCCCUAAACCCAGUGCAAACAGUGUAACGUCACCCCACUCCAAAGAGAAAAGAAUGCCCUUCUUUAAGAAGACAGAGCACACUCCUCCUUAUGAUGUGGUACCUUCCAUGCGACCGGUGGUCUUGGUGGGCCCUUCUCUGAAAGGGUAUGAGGUCACAGAUAUGAUGCAAAAAGCAUUGUUUGAUUUUUUAAAACACAGAUUUGAAGGACGGAUAUCCAUCACAAGGGUCACCGCUGACAUCUCACUAGCCAAACGCUCAGUGUUAAACAAUCCCAGUAAGCACGCAAUAAUAGAAAGAUCCAACACAAGGUCAAGCUUAGCGGAAGUUCAGAGUGAAAUCGAAAGGAUUUUUGAACUUGCCAGAACGUUGCAACUGGUAGUCCUUGAUGCAGACACUAUUAAUCAUCCAGCUCAACUUAGUAAAACCUCUUUGGCCCCUAUUAUAGUAUAUGUGAAGAUUUCUUCUCCUAAGGUUUUACAAAGGUUAAUAAAAUCUCGAGGGAAAUCUCAAGCAAAACACCUCAAUGUCCAAAUGGUAGCAGCUGAUAAACUGGCUCAGUGUCCUCCAGAGCUGUUUGAUGUGAUCCUGGAUGAGAACCAGCUCGAGGAUGCAUGUGAGCACCUUGCUGACUAUCUGGAGGCCUAUUGGAAGGCCACCCACCCUCCCAGCAGCACCCUCCUCAACCCUCUCCUUAGCCGCACCUUAGCCACUUCAACUCUACCUGUCAGCCCAACUCAAGCCUCUAAUUCACAGGGUUCUCACAGUGCUCAGAGGACUGAUCGCUCUGCUCCUGCCUGUUCCUCUUCCCAAGCUGAAGAAGACCCCUGCCUGGAACCAGUCAGGAAAGCCCAGCACCGUUCCUCCUCCUCUGCACAGCACCACAACCAUCGCAGUGGUACAAAUCGAGUCCUCUCCAGGCAAGAGACCUUUGACUCAGAAACCCGGGAGAGUCGAGACUCUGCCUAUGUGGAGCCAAAGGAAGAUUCCCCACAUGACCACUACGCCCCACAUCAUGACCACAGCCACAGAGAUGAGCCCCAUGGGAGCAGUGAGCACAGACACAGGGAGUCUCGGCACCGUUCCCGGGACCUGGAUCGCGAGCAGGACCACAAUGAAAGCAACAGGCCACGAAGCAGGCACAAAUCCAAGGAUCACUACUGUGACAAGGAUGAAGGGAUCUCCAAAAAACGGAAUGAGGCUGGGGAGUGGAACAGGGAUGUCUAUAUCUGCCAAUGACUUUAGCCCUUUUGUGUUUCGUUUUGUUUUUUUUAGUCUUGUAUACCACCACUCUCAAACUAAAUCUUUGGGGUCUGCAUUGCAGUCACAUGUGAUCUGUCUUGUAUAUUCUGUAUUGCUGUUGCUUGAAUAGCAAUAGCAUGAAAUAGAGUAUUCAUAAUACUUUUUUCCUUUUGUAAGCGCUAUAUAAAUUCACCUAAUAUGGCUGCAGUCCUCUGGUUGUAUACUGGGCUUGUCUGGGAUAGCUGCCAUUUGAACAAAAUCUGCCAUCCAGGUGGCAUUAGUAUUUUAAGGAACAUACUUACAUUUUCAAAAUUUAGUUACUGUAUCCAGCAAGCCAGAAUUGGCCCAGAUUAAGAAAAAAAGUGGAAUUUUUUGAUUCUCCAGAUUUUUAAUAUGUAGGCACCUGAUCUGCAUACUCACUCAUCCAUGGACCACUGUUUCUUGCUUGUACCUCUGGCUGACUAAAUUUGGGGACAGAUUCAGUCUUGCCUUACACAAAGGGGAUCAUAAAGUUAGAAUCUAUUUUCUAUGUACUAGUACUGUGUACUGUAUAGACAGUUUGUAAAUGUUAUUUCUGCAAACACCUUCUUAUAAUUAUAUAUUAUAUAUAUAUCAGUUUGAUCACACUAUUUUAGAGUCUUAAUGCCAAGUCAGCAGAUUUGCUUUAUGAAUUCCAGGGACUAGAAAUGCCCACAUUCAGGAAAUUUGUAAUAACAUCGUCUAGUCACUCAUCCCCAUUCUAGUAGGAAGUCUGUACAUACUGUAAAUACGUGUGCUUGCUUGACUUGAAACAGGUUGGUUUCUGAAUGUUUUACCAUCCUUGUAAGUUAUAAUUUUGACCAUAAAUUACAGUAAAUAUAACCAAACUCCAA
Manis pentadactyla (Chinese pangolin) is the source of this 3284-nucleotide messenger RNA. It is a transcript of the gene CACNB2, whose product is annotated as calcium voltage-gated channel auxiliary subunit beta 2. Gene Ontology annotation, biological process: regulation of voltage-gated calcium channel activity; neuromuscular junction development; calcium ion transmembrane transport. The record is from RefSeq and is a predicted model, not a curated record. Gene Ontology annotation, molecular function: protein binding; high voltage-gated calcium channel activity. Lineage: Eukaryota; Metazoa; Chordata; Mammalia; Pholidota; Manidae. The coding region runs from base 616 to 2409 and encodes 597 amino acids. Gene Ontology annotation, cellular component: voltage-gated calcium channel complex. The transcript has 13 exons.